AUGACUGAUUUAGCGAAAGUAUUUAAUAUCUAUUCCACAGAAUCAAAUCCAGAUCAGCAAGAUGAUAAUCAAUCAUUUGGAGAAGUAAAACGAGCCAAUGCUAGUGUUAAUCAAGAUUUUUCAAAAAACUUUGUUAGAAUAACAAUAAAAGUUCCUAAAAUGAAAACCGGUCUCAAUUGGCGUAAACUCAUACGUGAACCAAACAAUGGGAUAGUAACACAAGCAACAUAUCAUGGAAAUCGACUGAAUUUUGAAUUCAUUCUCAAUCGAGGUAAAUCAAAUGAAACUACAUAUGAAUUUUCAACUCGAGAACCAUUGAAUGGUCCCAUAGAAUACAAUAAAAGCUUUUUAAAGUAUAAAGAUGAAUAUGUUGUUUGGUUUGUUCAUAAAUCUCAACCUUGGUAA
Molecule: messenger RNA, 405 nt
Organism: Rotaria socialis
Lineage: Eukaryota; Metazoa; Rotifera; Eurotatoria; Philodinida; Philodinidae
Source: the annotation of a GenBank genome assembly